Messenger RNA from Adineta ricciae, 1875 nucleotides. Lineage: Eukaryota; Metazoa; Rotifera; Eurotatoria; Adinetida; Adinetidae. The record is from the annotation of a GenBank genome assembly.
AUGCUUCUCACCAGAUCUUUUCUAUUCAUAUGCUUUAUCAAAAUUUCGAUUCUUCUCGCUGCUGAACAAAAAUUCAAAAUUGUCUGUUACUUCGCUAAUUGGGCGGUAAAACGUCCCGGUGGAGGCUCAAUGACCCCUGAAGAUAUUGAUCCGUGUCUAUGUACCCAUGUUAUCUAUGCUUUUUCGGAAAUGGAUAAUAAUCAGUUAACACCCAUGGAAAAACAUGAUCUGAAAGAUGGAAAUCAACCAGGUUUUUUUGAACGAUUUAAUGCUUGGAAGAGUGUAAACAAGAAUUUAAAAACGCUAUUAGCUGUUGGUGGUUGGGAUAUGGGAAUGAAGGAUUUCGCAGGUAUUGUGAAGUCGGAAAAGACAAUGGUGAAAUUCGCUGAAUCAGCUAUAAAGUAUCUACGAAAGCAUAAAUUCGACGGUCUUGAUCUGGAUUUUGAAUAUCCAGGAGUUGACUGGCGAGACAGUCCCAAAGAAGAUAAACAGAAGUUUACGAGAAUGUGUGAAAUUUUGUACGAAAUGUUCGAAAAAGAAGCGGAAAAAACUGGAAAUGAACGUCUUCUUCUGACAGCAGCUGUUGCAGCUGCUAAAGUCAACAUCGACAAAGCGUAUGAAAUAGACAAACUCGUUCCAGUAAUUGAUUGGUUCAAUUUGAUGACUUAUGACUUUCAUGGAUCAUGGGAUCAGAAUCGAGCGCAUCAUUCAUCUUUGAAUAGCAAAGAUAAUGAAAAAGAUGAUACGAUGUACACUGAUUUUGCUGUGAAAUAUUUUCAAAAAUUAGGUAUGCCUUCUAAUAAGAUGAUGCUAGGCAUCGGUACAUAUGGACGAGGUGAUACUCCCGCGAUGCCGUAUACAGGAUUCAAAGGUGAAAGUGGUUUUGUUGCGUAUUACGAAAGCUGUAUUCAAAUUGUGUGUGAGAAUAUGAAAGAAACUUGGGAUGCUAAACAACUUGUUCCAUACAUUGCUGGUCCGUAUAAUCAACCAAAAGCAGGCGUGGAGAAUGUUCGAAGUAUCAAAUAUAAAGCAAAUUAUAUCAAACAAAAUAAUUUGGGCGGUGCAAUGAUUUGGACACUCGAUAUGGAUGAUUUUCGUGGUCAAUUUUGUUGUCAGGGCAAAUUUCCUCUAAUUAAAACAAUCAAAGCUGUUCUUCAUGGACAACUAAAAUUGUUGCCAAAGGAGAAAAUCUGUUCAACUUGUCCAACGAAAGAAUAUAAAGACUUUAAACCUAAUUCACAAUCUCAACCACAAACGACGGCGAAGCCAACCAAGAAGCCAAAGAAAUCGAAACGUGAUGCCGAGGGACCAACACCAGAAGAUGUGUGUGAAGAACUGAAAGAUGGACAAUGGCCAGAUCCAUCCGAUUGUAAAAGUUAUUUUCUUUGCCGCGGUGUAGGCAGUCAAUGGGGAGAACAAAAACGUGAAAUGUGCUAUGCCGGUUCCUAUUUUGAUCCUAAUGAUAAAACAUGUAAAUGGGUUGGUGCAGAUAAGAUAAAUUGUGAAGAACUGAUCGAAGGUUAUGAAAAUCCUGUGGCAGGCGUCACUGGAACUCCGGACAAUGAGGAAGAUGAAGAUGAAGAUAUAACAGGUGACAUAGGUACAGUAUCAAAUAAAAAGAGUAAAGCAACGUCGUCAUCCAGUAAAUCAAUGGCAAUAUUGAGUCGAUCGAUAUCUGAAUAUGAUACCUGUGCACCUGAGAAAUCGGUUGAAUUCGAUCCCGUACAAGCAUUCUAUAGGUAUGCUUUGCUACUCUUGCGAAAGUCCGAAGGAGAACAGCGAAUGUCAAAUCAGUCCCAAUCAGACAACGACGAUGAUGUGCGAAUCGAAACAACACAUCUGUUACAGCAAAAAAGUCACAAACGGCGUCGGUAA